Myiozetetes cayanensis is the source of this 2509-nucleotide messenger RNA. It is a transcript of the gene PFKM, whose product is annotated as phosphofructokinase, muscle. Gene Ontology annotation, biological process: fructose 1,6-bisphosphate metabolic process; canonical glycolysis; fructose 6-phosphate metabolic process. Gene Ontology annotation, molecular function: AMP binding; ATP binding; identical protein binding. NCBI's taxonomy places the organism in Eukaryota, Metazoa, Chordata, Aves, Passeriformes, Tyrannidae. The record is from RefSeq and is a predicted model, not a curated record. Gene Ontology annotation, cellular component: membrane; 6-phosphofructokinase complex; cytoplasm.
CGGCUCGGCUCGGCUCGGCUCGGCUCGGGGGUCUCGCUCCCCUUCCCGCGGCAUUCCCGAAUUCCCCGUUUUCCCCCCGCAGGCAGCAGGAUGGCACCGGCGGGGCACCGGCACACCGAGAGCAUGGGCGAGGGCAAAGCCAUCGCCGUCCUCACCUCCGGGGGGGACGCCCAGGGGAUGAACGCAGCCGUGCGGGCCGUGGUGCGCGUGGGCAUCUACACCGGAGCCAGGGUCUUCUUCGUCUACGAGGGCUACCAGGGGCUGGUGGAUGGCGGGGAUCACAUCAAGGAGGCCACGUGGGAGAGCGUGUCGAUGAUGCUGCAGCUGGGCGGGACGGUGAUCGGCAGCGCGCGCUGCCAGGACUUCCGCACGCGCGAGGGGCGGCUGAAGGCGGCGCGGAACCUGGUGAAGCGCGGCAUCACCAACCUGUGCGUCAUCGGCGGCGACGGCAGCCUCACCGGCGCUGACACCUUCAGGGCAGAGUGGAGCGGCCUCCUGGCCGACCUGCUCAAGGGGGGGGCCAUCACGGCGGAGGAGGCGCAGCGCUCGAGCUACCUCAACAUCGUGGGCAUGGUGGGCUCCAUCGACAACGACUUCUGCGGCACCGACAUGACCAUCGGCACCGACUCGGCCCUGCACCGCAUCAUGGAGAUCGUGGACGCCAUCACCACCACGGCACAGAGCCACCAGAGGACCUUCGUGCUGGAAGUGAUGGGGCGGCACUGCGGAUACCUGGCCCUCAUCACCGCCCUGGCCUGUGGGGCAGACUGGGUCUUCAUCCCAGAGUCCCCCCCCGAGGAUGACUGGGAGGAUCAUCUGUGCCGGAGGCUGACGGAGACUCGGGACGGUGGCUCCAGGCUCAACAUCAUCAUCGUGGCCGAGGCCAUCGACAAGCACGGCAGGGCCAUCACCUCGGACGAGAUCAAAGCCCUGGUGGUGAAGCGCCUGGGCUACGACACCCGCGUCACCAUCCUGGGCCACGUGCAGCGCGGCGGGACCCCCUCGGCCUUCGACCGCAUCCUGGGCAGCAGGAUGGGGGUGGAGGCCGUCAUGGCCCUGCUGGAGGCGACCCCCGAGACCCCGGCCUGCGUGGUCAGCCUGUCGGGCAACCAGGCCGUGCGCCUGCCCCUGAUGGAGUGCGUGCAGGUGACCAAGGACGUGACGACGGCGAUGAACGAGGGGCGCUUCGAGGAAGCGCUGAAGCUGCGGGGCCGGAGCUUCCAGAACAACUGGAACGUGUACAAGCUGCUGGCCCACAUCCGCCCCCCGCCCACCAAGAGCGGGUACACCCUGGCAGUGCUCAACGUGGGCGCUCCGGCGGCGGGGAUGAACGCGGCCGUGCGCUCCACCGUCCGCAUCGGCCUCAUCCACGGCCACCGCGUGCUGGCCGUGCACGACGGCUUCGAGGGGCUCGCCCUCGGCAUGGUGGAGGAGAUUGGCUGGAACCGCGUGGGGGGCUGGACGGGCCUGGGGGGCUCCAAACUGGGCACCAAAAGGACUUUGCCCAAGAAAUACUUCGAGGAGAUCAGCGCCAACAUCAGCAAGUUCGGCAUCCACGGGCUCGUCAUCAUCGGCGGCUUCGAGGCGUUCAUGGGCAGCCUGGAGCUGGUGGAGGGCCGGGCGCGGUUCGAGGAGCUUUGCAUCCCCCUCUGCAUCAUCCCGGCCACCGUGUCCAACAACGUGCCCGGCUCCGACUUCAGCAUCGGCGCCGACACCGCCCUCAACACCAUCACCAACACGUGUGACCUCAUCAAGCAGUCCGCGGCGGGCACCAAGCGCCGCGUGUUCAUCAUCGAGACCAUGGGGGGUUUCUGUGGUUACCUGGCCACGCUGGCGGGGCUGGCGGCCGGCGCCGACGCCGCCUACAUCUACGAGGAGCCCUUCAGCAUCCGAGACCUGCAGGGGAACGUGGAGCACCUGACGGAGAAGAUGAAGACGACGGUGAAGAGGGGGCUGGUGUUGAGGAACGAGCGCUGCAACGACAACUACACCACGGACUUCAUCUACAACCUCUACUCCGAGGAGGGCAAGGGGGUCUUCGACUGCAGGAAGAACGUGCUGGGGCACAUGCAGCAGGGGGGGAGCCCCACGCCCUUCGACAGGAACUUCGGCACCAAGAUGGGCGCCAAGGCCGUGGCCUGGAUCACCGGCAAGAUCAAGGAGUGCUCCCGCCACGGUCGGAUCUUCGCCAACACGGCCGACUCCGCCUGCCUGCUGGGGAUGCGCAAGCGCAGCCUCGUCUUCCAGCCCGUCACCCAGCUCAAGGACGAGACCGACUUCGAGCACCGCCUGCCCAGGGAGCAGUGGUGGCUGAAGCUGCGGCCCAUCCUCAAGAUCCUGGCCAAGUACCACACGGAGCUGGACACCUCGGAGACCGCCCACCUGGAGCACCUCACCCGCAAGAUCGCCGCGCCUGAGGCCGGCCCGUGAGCCUGGGCCGCCCCUGGGAGCCUCUGGAACCUUCAGGAACCCUCUGGAACCCUCAGAGAACCUUCUGAAGCCCUCAGGA